AUGCCGACGCAGAAACAGCAGCAGCAACAGCGGCGACAGUCAAAAACACCUGAUUGCGACUGCCACUCCAGGUUACCUCUUCCGCGAAAGGAUCAAACUCCGGCGACAAAUGCGGUCCGUGACAUGCACAGUCCAUCCCGCCAUGGACGACAGCAUUGGCAGUCACCUAGCCUAACGCUUGUAAGAUGGCUGAGCUCAGCUGACCUUGACUCAGUGAGCCUUGAGGACUCGUGCGCUGCCAGAAAAUCACUGGACACGUCCGACAAUACGAUAACGCUUACGCGACCACAAUGUCUCCCGAAAGCUACGGAGGCGUUCAUCGACACGGCUUCCCCAUCACCCGAACGCUUACGGAUGUCGCCUGGAUCAGAGGUUGGUUUGGUCGAACCAGUCGAAUCAAAUUCCGACAGUGAGGACUCCAACCUGCCUUUGGACUUCCGAUCCAAACUCUCCUCCCAGAGUACAUUUGUCAUCUCGCCUUCGUCCUCGGAGGAACUAACCGAAGUCAUUGAUAUCACAUCACCUCUAUCAACACAGGUAGGGUGGCUUCAUCGUCAAGAAUUGUUCAGUUAA
Dibothriocephalus latus is the source of this 573-nucleotide messenger RNA. NCBI's taxonomy places the organism in Eukaryota, Metazoa, Platyhelminthes, Cestoda, Diphyllobothriidea, Diphyllobothriidae. The record is from the annotation of a GenBank genome assembly.